Molecule: messenger RNA, 2917 nt
Organism: Oryza brachyantha (malo sina)
Lineage: Eukaryota; Viridiplantae; Streptophyta; Magnoliopsida; Poales; Poaceae
Product: pre-rRNA-processing protein ESF1
Exons: 7
Coding region: 27-2285 (752 amino acids)
Biological process (GO): rRNA processing
Cellular component (GO): nucleus
Molecular function (GO): RNA binding
Source: RefSeq, a predicted model, not a curated record
UCACCAUCGCAGCCGCCGCCGCCACCAUGGCGCCGCCGGCGAACUCCGACGAGCUCGCGCGCUCUAGGAAGGCGGAGAAGUCUAGGUACAGGGAGGAGAGGGAGCGCAAGAAGGGUAAGCAUGAGCGUCCUGCCGCAACCGGCGAUGCGCGGGAGGGGAAGGGCAAGAAGCGGAAGGAGAAGGAGAAGGACGGGAAGGUGGAGGAGGAGGAGGGGGAGCACGGUAAGAGGAGGCCCAAGGAGAGGAAGGGCGACGGUGAGGCUGUGGUGGUCGAGGCGGGCGGCGAGGAGACGAGGCGAGGGGACGACAAGGUGCGGCGGGCGAUGGAGGACGAGCGGUUCGCGGCGGCGCGGACCGACCCGAGGUUCCGGCCGAUGCGGCGGAAGGAGGCGAAGGUGGAGCUCGACUCGAGGUUCACCAGCAUGCUGACGGACCCGCGGUUCUCAUCCUCCGCGGCGCCGGUGGACAAGCACGGCAGGCGGCGCAAGAAGGGCGAGAACCCCAUGGUGCAGUACUAUCUCAACCAGGAGGAAGAGGAGGUGGAAAAGGAGAAGGCGAAGGCGAAGCUGAUUGAAGAAGAUGAAGAAGAGGAGGCGGAAGAAGAGCUGCAAGACAAAGAAGAGAGCUCUAGUAGCGACGAUGACGAGGAGGACGAGGAAGAAGAUGACGACGAGUACUCUGUUGGCAGUGAUGUGGCGCAUUAUUUGAUGGGCAGGCAUGAUGAUACACCUAUGAUUGACAAGGAAACCCAUAGGCUUGCUGUCGUUAAUAUGGACUGGGAUCAUAUUAAGGCAGUUGACCUGUAUAUGGUGAUGACAUCUUGCCUCCCAAAAGGUGGGCGAGUCUCAUCAGUGUCAAUCUAUCCAUCAGAAUUUGGACUUAAAUGCAUGAAAAUUGAGUCAACCAAGGGCCCAGCUGCCCUUGUUGAUGCCAAUGGUAAUGAUGGUGAAAACAGCGACGAUAAUGACGACAAUGAAGAAGAAGAAGAAGAUAGUAGUGAUACUGAACAUGAUUCUGAGGCUGAAAAUAACAAGCUACGUAGUUAUGAGCUAAACAGACUGAGGUAUUACUAUGCGGUUGUCGUGUGUGAUUCCAGUGCAACUGCAAAUCACCUGUACAUGAAUCUUGAUGGUACAGAAUUAUUGAAAACAUCAAAUGUAUUUGAUUUGCAGUUUAUUCCUGACUCUAUGGAAUUUAAACAUCCUGCCCGUGAUGUUGCUACAGAGGCACCUCCAAAUUACAAGGAGCCUAAUUUUGAAACUCGUGCUUUGCAACAUAGCAGAGUUAAGCUUACUUGGGAUGAUGAUGAACCAGAACGCAAGAAGGUCUUGAGGCGAAAAUUCAAUGAUGAUCAGUUAGAUGAUCUUGAUAUGUAUUUAGCAAGUGAUUACAGUGCAUCAGAUGAUGAAGGUGCAGACAAUCAUGGUGAUGAAUCUCUACAAAAUGGAAGCAAAAGAAAGUUAACAAGGGAGGAGAGGCUAGCUCUUUUGCUAGGAGGAGACAAGUCUGAGGAGGAACAAACUGAGGGGGAGGAUAUGGAGAUAACAUUCAACACAGAGCUUGACGGCCUAGGUAAGCGUAUACUUGAUAGAAAGAUCAGCAAUGAGAAGACUGUCUGGGAGAAGCACCAAGAGAAAAUGAAGGAGAAAAGGAAAGCUAGGAAGAAAAUGUCAAAGGAUGAUGAUGGCUAUAGCAGUGAAGGUGGCUCUGAUGAACAUGAUGAUUUCUUUGAUGAGGAAAUGUCUGAUGAUGAAAUUAGGACAGAGAAGAAACAGAAGGCAAAGGCCAAACAUAAAGCAAAACGGAAAGGAAAGGACAAGCUCCCAGAGAAACAUUUGGAGGAUGAAGCCACCAGAGAAGAGUUGGAGCUCUUGGUCGCUACUGACAAGGAUGCAGCCAAGAGUGCAAAGGGCUAUAAUUUGAAACGCAAGAAGGGUAAAAAGGGCAAGAAGGGUAAAGAGCAAUCUGUUGAGGAUGAACUCCCUGAAAUAGAUCUUAGCAAAGAUGAGAGGUUCUCAGCCAUGUUCACUUCUCAUUUGUUCGCGUUGGAUCCAACUGAUCCCCAGUACAAAAGGAGUGCGGCCUUUAUGUGCAAGCAAGCUGGGAGGAAGGGAACACAGGAACCAUCUCCGAGAGGUAGAGAUGCAUUGCCACCUGAUGAUGUGCCUACCGAUACUGACCAGAGACCUGAUGGCACAUCCACGGAGAAGCUGGAUACGAUAUCUGCAGUCACGUCACUAAAAAGGAAGCUUACUGCAUUCAAAAACACUAGCACGAGUGACUGAUAGAGAUGAGGUUUGCUUUACACUGAUGCACGAGUUGCUUCCUUUGGAAUUACAGCAUGUAAUUGCAAAACACUAGCACGAGUGACGAUUUUGUAUCCUUGAAUUCUCGAUGUGUUGAGAAGUUCUUGCUUGAUUUUUUUGGUUUUCUAUUACAUGUUGACCGUGGCAAACUAAUCUUCGAAACCAUUUUCAGGUUUCAGCAUCAAACAAGUAGGCAGGAAUCAGGGCACACGGUUUUUGCAUCUUAUGGAAUGUUGAAAUGUGUGUUCCUAUGAUCAAUUGCAUGUGUUGAAAGGCUUGAUGCUGUGUGCUCAGCGGAUUCUCAAGCCAACCCAGCGAGAAAAACUACUGUCUAUAGUUUUGAGUUACGUGUUAAGAACGUGACAGGCAAGCCUGGUGUCAAAUAUGAAACUGAAGUAUGAAGAGAAUAGCGAUCUUGGCAUUGGUUGCUAUCGUGUCUUUUUUGAACUCUUCUUUUAUGACAAUGGGAUAAAAUUCUGGCCACUGAAUGGGAUUGCAGUUAAGAAAUUCGUAAGGUGUUCUAGCACCUGAGUGGGUAAAGAGGUUCUAGAUGGCCAUUAAGCAAGAGACCACAUAACUUUCUACGACAAAUAAGAAACUGAUAAUCAUUC